Messenger RNA from Thelazia callipaeda (thelaziosis nematode), 2520 nucleotides. The record is from the annotation of a GenBank genome assembly. NCBI's taxonomy places the organism in Eukaryota, Metazoa, Nematoda, Chromadorea, Rhabditida, Thelaziidae.
AUGGCAAUGAUUAUGGAUAUCAAUAGUAGUAAUCGCCUUCAGGCGAGCAAUUUUCUUUCACCAAAAGCAGUGUCAUUUCAUGGUUGCGAAGCAAGUACUUCAGAUAAUUUACAUGAACUCAGCAGUGGUAUUUAUGAUGCGGACUCAGGGUUCAUUGACAGGAUUUCGCCAGCACCAUUCGUGUCUUCGAUUUGCUCCAAAAUACUUGGAAAUAAAGUAGAAAAAGGCAAGUCAAGUUGGGGUUGUAAAAUGGCUGUUAGGGGUAAUUAUCAACAUUCCCAUUGGAGCUCAGGGCAAACUUCUUGUAGUUUUUUAAAAAUGGCUUUAAAACGACUUUACGCUCGAGAUGAUUUUGAAGUGCUCGAAUGCUUAGGCGAAGGGUUCUUCGGUGAUGUGUAUAAAGUACAGCACCGUAUAACUAAAGAGGUCAUGGUACUUAAAAUCGGUAAAGAACGAGGAAAUCGAAGGAGAGCUAAAACAAAUGUGCUUAAAGAAAUUGGCGUUUUAAAUCAGUUAACAUCGCAUCCUAAUUUAUUGUCUUUCCGUGGUGUUUGUGUUGAUUUGACUGAAAAAUCGUGGAAUUUACAUAUACUUAUGGACUUCUGUGAUGCGGGAAGUUUAAAUCGCCUUAUAUGUAACCGUCAAGAACGUUUCGGGUGGCAUUUGAGAUAUAGCUUAGCACGCGAUAUAUCAUAUGCCAUGGAUUUCAUGCACGCGAAAAAAAUUAUGCAUCGAGAUCUCACUAGCAUGAACGUGCUUCUGCAGACAGUUGAUUACGGCUAUUUGAAAGCAGUUGUGGCUGAUUUCGGUUUAUCUUGUAAAGUUCCUAAAAGUGGAGACAAAUUACCUCAAGUGGGCACCCCAUUUUGGAUGGCUCCAGAAUGUCUCAAGGAGGAAUUUUAUGAUGAAAAAGCAGAUGUAUUCUCUUUUGGAAUUAUACUUUGCCAAAUGGUAGCUAGGAUUGAUUCCGAUCCGGAAGCAGGACUUUAUCGAACUCACAAUUUUGGCUUGGAUCACAUUCGUUUCACAGCAUUAUGUCCUAGUGAUACUCCUUCUGAUUUUUUAAAUAUUGCAUUUCAGUGCUGCCUAAGCUUGUUAAAUCAUACUCAGUUCUCGAAUUAUGUACAUACAUUGUGCAUUUUGAAUAUGAAUCCUGUUUCUCGACCCAGUUUUACAUCCCUUUAUCACUUUUUUACCAAAUUCUUGUUAUCAAGUCAUUUGGUUGAUGAUGGAUCGCCUUUACAGUCAAUCGAAAAUGAUGGACGUUUAGGUCGGUCUUGGUCAGAUGCGUCUUUAGGAUAUUCCAAGCCUAAGCAGUCAGAGUUGUCAUUUAUUUUAAUCAACAAUGGUCGAGAUACUGAAACACGAAAUCAGUCCAAGUCGAUGGAUGUUGUUCCAUUUCUCGUGUUUAAAGAUGUCCCGUGUAAGAGUAUACUUCAAAUAAGUGAAAUUAGAAAACUGAAAAGAGAAAACCAAAUGCACAAACUUGCGAGAAGUAUCGCCAUGAAUGAGUUUUCCGAAGAGAUAUCUUUGGAUACUGUAAAUCCAUUUGUGACUCAUGAAAUUUAUGGAACCGCACGCAAAUUAACUUCCGUUGUCGCAACUAGCCAAAAAAUAUGUGAACUUUCUGAUGAGCAAGAAUGUAAUAACAAUAAGUUUGAUGAGCCAGAUAUGAAAUACUGUUUCACGAAUCAUGAAAGGAUUGUUGCACAACGCAGCAUUUCACUUCCCAGUUCAGCUACAAAUCUGAUAUCAGUCAAGCCUUGUGUGAAUUUCCGUGCAUCUCUUCCUUCUCUAUCAGCUAAAAGCUCACCAACAGUAUGUGGGCAGUGCGCUAAAACUGAUGAAAUCAGUCAACUGUGUGUAUUGAAGGGUCAGAUGUCAAUGGCUUUCAAAUAUGAAGAUCAGAAGUUCACUUCGCGUCAAUAUUUGUCAACUUUUUUCAACAGAACAUUGUUUAGUGGAGUUUCUGCAAACAAUCAGCGUCGUAGAGAUUUAUCUUUAUUGAUGGACGAAGCUAUUUUGAAUUGUGAUAGUAGUGGCUUUGAUUUAGAACGUUGGAAAAAUGAUAUCAGUUUUGCCAACUUUCUUCAGCAGCAAAAUGAUGUGGUAACACAGCAGCCAUUUCCAGUUUGUCCACUCACCAACGAAUCUUCUAGAUCAAAUAAUCCAAAACAUUGCAAAGUAUCGGUGUGGCUACGAAGCACCAUAAUUAAAUGGCAAAUUAUUAAUGGAAUGAUUCGAGACCCUUAUAAUGAAGUUGGUAAUGCAUCUUCAAAUCAGAAAGCAAAUGAGUGCAUAAAGUUUCUUCGUGAGUCUUCCGCUACUUCAGUGAAACAUAUUGAAAAAAAUACAAUACAGAAUACAGUCGUGCUCGAUACAGGUUUUAGAAAUGAUACUGCCACUUUGAAUUCUUUCUGUGUAUCUAGCUCAAGGUAUGAAUCGUGUUGUAAACAAAGGUUAGCGCAUAUUGGGGAUAGGCAUGUCACUUCAGUUGAUAAGCACUGUAGUGUUUUGUGA